Gongylonema pulchrum is the source of this 357-nucleotide messenger RNA. The record is from the annotation of a GenBank genome assembly. NCBI's taxonomy places the organism in Eukaryota, Metazoa, Nematoda, Chromadorea, Rhabditida, Gongylonematidae.
AUGUUAAUAAUUACAUUUUCACUGCUCUGUGCAUCACUCUGGAAUAUUGUUUAUUCACUGGAAUGCUAUACGGGUUUCUCAGUGAUACGUGGUCAAACAGUUGGUACGACAAAAGAAGUUUGUAGCAAGGAUACUGAUUCGUGCUAUCGAGCUAUGGCCGAUUUGAAUAAGAACAAGUGUGUUGAGCAAGAGCUAUUUGGCACCAAAGUGAUGUUCUGCUGCUGCAACGAUCGCGAUCUGUGCAACUCUGCGCCCAGGCCUGCCAUUAGCCUCAGACGGAUCAAGACCAAGAUGUCGUUAUUAAGCUUGAUAUUUGACUUUCCAUCGGCCUUGGUCCAGUUUUAUUCGAAAUGGUAG